AGGGCCUGCCUGGCCCACGACGCCGUGAGGGAGAAAAGGCCGCACGCACCGGCUGCGGCCCCCUCAGCGCCCUCUUCGCCCGCGCCAGGCCAGGCCGGACCAGACUAGGCCAAGCCCCCUUGGUAAGGGAAGGCCCGCCUCCGCCUCCGCCUCCGCCGGCUGCUUUUGCCCUCCGGCCCCGGCCGCGUCUCUGUGGAGCGGCCCCCGCGAUGGCAGCAGCGGCUGUGACGGCUUGGCGAGCGCUGCGGCGGGUCGGGCUCGGGGCGGCCGGCGGCGGCCUGGCCGGGCCCUCGCGUCGCGCCUUCCCCGGGGCCGCUUCUUCGCCGCUGGCUUGGCCCGUCAGCCAGGCCGCUCCGGGCAGGCGCCUCAGCACCAGCCCCGCGUUGCUGCUCGCCGCUCGCCGAUUCACAGACAAGCAUGAAUGGAUCUCAGUUGAAAAUGGUAUUGGGACCGUAGGAAUCAGCAACUUUGCACAGGAAGCAUUAGGAGAUGUCGUUUAUUGCAGUCUUCCAGAAAUCGGAACAAAGUUGAAUAAACAGGAUGAGUUUGGUGCUUUGGAAAGCGUGAAGGCCGCUAGUGAACUCUACUCCCCACUCACGGGAGAAGUAACAGAAAUCAACUCCACCCUUGCUGAUAAUCCAGGACUUGUCAACAAAUCUUGUUACCAGGAUGGAUGGCUUAUCAAAAUGACUGUGGAUAACCCUUCAGAAUUUGACGAACUCAUGAGUGAAGACGCGUAUGAGAAAUACAUAAAAUCUAUUGAGGAGUGACCUGAAUAUCAAAAGUAAAUGACUAGAACCACUUACUUCAGUGUAGAUUGUCCUAAAUUAGUUAUGUACCGAAGGUCUAAGUCUGAGCAGCUUAUCGAGGGAAUUUUCAAGGAAAAUGAGCUGCCUUUGAUUCAAACUGUGCUGAUCUCUGCCCACAAGAGACUGUAGAGCAAAGCAAUUUUAUCUUGUUUUGCCCACCUUCUGCUAGUCAGUUGUCUCGUACGUGGGCGUCCUGUAGCCUAAUAAAUGUAAUUCCAUGAUGUCGGAGUUUGAAGUUCAUAAUUGCAUCUGGAGUAGAAUAACCUUUAUCCCUUAAAUAAACCCAGCGUUGAUAACGUAGAACUGUAAAGUGAUGCAACAGCCUUAAUUCCAUAGCACAAAGUGUGCUUUUCAUCUCUGUCAUUUUAUUUCUUUCCUCCGUCCCAUUCCACCACCCCCACGGGUACGUGAGUCUACUUUCAAUCAGGUUUUGUAAUAUUAAAACUGUGUCUCUAUCUUCAGAAUUAGUGAACAUUCCCGGUGAUUACAGCAGAACCAGAUUUCACGUUUUAAAGUAAAAACGUGGAAGAGUGGCCAUUUUCUAAAGAUAAAGCUUUCUAGCAGAACAGAUAACAGAAGUUAAUAAAAAAUCCUGACUUUACCAAA
This is a messenger RNA of Elgaria multicarinata webbii, 1415 nucleotides long. RefSeq names its product glycine cleavage system protein H (gene GCSH). Lineage: Eukaryota; Metazoa; Chordata; Lepidosauria; Squamata; Anguidae. Gene Ontology annotation, biological process: glycine decarboxylation via glycine cleavage system; protein lipoylation. The transcript is spliced from 5 exons. The record is from RefSeq and is a predicted model, not a curated record. The coding region runs from base 210 to 770 and encodes 186 amino acids. Gene Ontology annotation, cellular component: glycine cleavage complex; cytoplasm; mitochondrion.